Messenger RNA from Glarea lozoyensis ATCC 20868, 2160 nucleotides. Its product is annotated as Nucleic acid-binding protein. Bases 1 to 2160 code for a protein of 719 amino acids. Gene Ontology annotation, cellular component: nucleus; MCM complex. Gene Ontology annotation, biological process: DNA replication; double-strand break repair via break-induced replication; DNA replication initiation. The transcript is spliced from 4 exons. The record is from RefSeq and is a predicted model, not a curated record. Gene Ontology annotation, molecular function: single-stranded DNA helicase activity; ATP binding; DNA replication origin binding. NCBI's taxonomy places the organism in Eukaryota, Fungi, Ascomycota, Leotiomycetes, Helotiales, Helotiaceae.
AUGGAUCGACAAUCUGUUUAUUCUCUUAGCGUUCUGCCGCCAGACUAUGAUAAUGAGCAGGAUACCAGGGGGCAGGUGCAGGCACAGCUUGAACAGUUUAUUUUGCAGUUUCGACUUGAUAAUGCUUUUAUUUACAGAGAUCAAAUUCGAGAGAAUGUGCUGCUUAAACAGUACUAUUGCGACGUAGAUGUCGGACAUCUUAUCUCCUUUAACGAGGAACUGGCACAUCGACUUACGACAGAACCUGCGGAGAUUAUUCCUCUGUUCGAAGCCGCACUAAAGAAAUGUACACACCGAAUCGUUUACCCCUCAACGAAAGAUAUUACAAUUCCAGAACACCAACUCCUCCUCCACUCCUCAGCUGAGCCUACUUCAAUACGAGAUCUUGAUGCUCUCAAAAUUUCACGUCUCGUACGAGUCCCCGGGAUCGUCAUUGGUGCUUCCGUGUUAUCAUCAAAAGCAACCGCUCUCCAUAUACAAUGCCGAAAUUGUCGCCAGACGAAGAUUUUACCUGUGGCUGGUGGUUUCAGUGGUGUAUCUCUUCCACGCAUUUGUGACAGGCCAAAAAUGCCUGGAGAAGACGGAUGUCCUAUGGAUCCAUACGUUGUUAUCCACGAGAGCAGUCAAUUCGUUGAUCAGCAGAUUAUUAAGUUACAGGAAGCUCCUGAUCAGGUACCCGUUGGAGAGCUUCCUCGACAUGUGCUUAUCUCGACAGACCGUUAUUUGACAAACAGAGUGGUUCCUGGAACCAGAUGUACAGUGCAUGGCAUCUUCUCCAUUUACCAGAAUAAACAAUCGAAAGGAUCUUCAUCUACUUCAGCUGUUGCGAUUAGGACACCAUAUUUACGAGCCGUAGGGAUUCACAGUGAUGUCGACCAUACCGCAAAAGGAAAUGCGAUUUUCUCGGAGGAGGAAGAACAGGAGUUUUUGGAAAUGAGCCGUAGACCAGAUCUUUACCAAGUCUUUGCAAAGUGCAUAGCACCAUCCAUUUAUGGGAAUGACGAUAUUAAGAAAGCAAUCGCAUGCUUAUUGAUGGGCGGGUCAAAGAAGAUCCUACCAGAUGGGAUGAAGCUGCGUGGAGAUAUCAACGUACUGCUUCUGGGUGAUCCGGGUACUGCGAAAUCUCAAUUGUUAAAAUUCGUCGAAAAGGUCUCGCCAAUCGCUAUUUACACUUCUGGAAAGGGUUCUUCAGCCGCCGGUUUGACUGCUUCUGUUCAAAGAGAUCACACAACACGAGAAUUCUAUCUGGAAGGUGGUGCAAUGGUUUUGGCUGACGGAGGUGUUGUUUGUAUCGAUGAGUUCGACAAGAUGAGAGACGAAGACAGAGUUGCGAUCCACGAGGCUAUGGAACAACAAACGAUCUCGAUUGCCAAAGCUGGUAUUACCACAAUUCUGAACUCCCGGACGUCAGUUCUUGCUGCAGCCAAUCCCAUUUUCGGCCGUUAUGAUGAUUUGAAGACGCCGGGAGAGAAUAUCGAUUUCCAAACAACCAUUCUUUCCAGAUUCGAUAUGAUCUUCAUUGUCAAAGAUGACCACAACCGCGCUCGAGACGAGACCAUCGCUAAGCACGUCAUGGCCAUUCAUAAAGGAGGGCAUGGUGUUGAAGAGCAAGCCGAGUCAGAAAUCUCAGUCGAUAAAAUGAAGCGAUACAUCAGCUACUGCAGAUCACGAAUGGCACCACGCCUCUCUCCUGAAGCCAGCGAAAAACUCUCCUCUCACUUCGUCUCCAUCCGCAAACAAGUCCACGCCGCCGAGCUCGAAGCUAACGCACGCUCAUCCAUCCCCAUCACAGUCCGUCAACUUGAAGCCAUCAUCCGCAUCACCGAAUCGCUCGCCAAGCUCUCCCUCUCCCCCAUCGCAGACGUCUCUCACGUCGACGAAGCCAUCCGACUCUUUCUCGCCUCUACCAUGGACGCAGUAACCAUGGGUUCCACGCAAGGAAGCAAGGAAUUGAAUGAAGAAGUGAAUAAGCUUGAGGAUGAACUUAAGAGACGAUUGCCGAUUGGCUGGAGUACUAGUCUGGCGACACUGAAGAGGGAGAUGGUUGAAGGGAAGGGGUUCAGUGAACAGGCCCUUGUGAGGGCGAUUACGAUUUUGGAGAGGAGGGAUACGGUUACUAUCCGUAACCAAGGUGCGCAGGUUUAUAGGAGUGGUGCUUAG